AUACAACAGUUUUUAUGAAAAAAUGUGUUUCCCAAAUGGUGUUCUGCUUGAUGGAAUGUGCUAAAGAACCCUGUUGUAGAUCAGUUAACUACAAAAAGACACCAAACUUACAAAAUGAAUUAAAUUGUGAAAUGUUACACAACGUGAUCUACAAUAUAUCGGAUGAUGUAUUAGAGAAAAACAAUUCAUACGAUUAUGCCUAUUUGACUGAGCCACAGAAGGAUUACAAUCUCAGCUGCUUUGCACCCGUUUUAGAAAACUCCAUCACACAAGGCCAAGACCCGGAUGAGUAUGGUUUAACGUCUUGUAAUACAACUACAUUGGUCAAGAAAGGAUGCUACGCAGAUCCCGGUGCCUUUAAGACAGCCGAAAGAACGUUCCCUCUACUCCAAAUAUAUCCAAAGGAGGUUGAUUGGUAUGAUGGUUGGGAUGAAUAUUUACACAACGUGACCUGCUAUUGCGCAAACCUGGCAAGAAAUGAGGGAUAUCGAUAUUUUGGAGUACAAAAUUUCAAAGAAUGUUGGUUCGGAGAACCUUCAAACUCUUUUUUUACUAUCCAUUCAAAAGUCGAAAAAUGCUGGGGAGUUAGACCAAACUAUAAAGAAUGUAGCGACAAAGCCAUAACAAAAUGUGUUGGAUCUGCAAAAUAUAAUUAUAUUUAUCACAUAUCAUCCAAUUAGCUCAGUUCGUAACAAUAUAUACUCGUAAAAACACAGUUAAUAGAAUGUCGGACAUGCAGUGUCGUUCCUAGACGUAUAUAAGACAUCAGUUCUUCAAUUAUGUUAUGAUACUAACAUUAAUAAAAUUAUAUUGGAAUACUAGAUGAUUCAUAAACAUAGUACAUUUUUAUCCAUAAUCUAUGACCAUUUAUAUAUAACUAUGCUAUAUAUGAUAUAUUGACGACCAAUUGCAAAAACUUGAACUACUACUAAUUAGUUAUUGUUAUAAAUGCGACUAUAUGUUAUAAUUGGUUGUUGAUGUCAGAUGAAAACCUGACGGUGGAUGAUGGAUCUGUGUUCACAUGCAUAGCCAAAGGCUAGUAUCCAUAUAUGAUAUGUUCACAACGAGCCGAUGGAGAGACAGCUGACAUACUAAAAAAUAAAAAAAAGACUCUGGCAUGCAGCCUGGAAUAAAAUGCUUGUAUUUAGAUCGAUAAUACUCUAUGCAUGCAUGACAAUGUGACUGCUCGCGGGCUAAUUUGUACGUAUAGAUAAUAAGUGUAAAGGUAAAGCUACAAAAUGUUACUGGUGUGUUGAAGCUAAUGUGUCUGUUUUGCAUGCAAAAGCGCCCUACUACUCUCUUAAGCCCA
This is a messenger RNA of Dendronephthya gigantea, 1309 nucleotides long. RefSeq lists its product as uncharacterized. The record is from RefSeq and is a predicted model, not a curated record. Lineage: Eukaryota; Metazoa; Cnidaria; Anthozoa; Malacalcyonacea; Nephtheidae. The transcript is spliced from 4 exons. Bases 15 to 680 code for a protein of 221 amino acids.